AUGGCGGACGCCGUGGUUGAUCCCGAAAUCGCAGCCGGCGGCGCGCUGCAGACAGUCAAGGACCUCGUGUCUGGCGCUGCAGGCGGUGUUGCUCAGGUCUUGCUCGGCCAACCCUUCGAUAUCGUCAAAGUCCGCCUCCAGACCUCAACAACACCCACAACAGCACUGACCGCUGCCACCCAAAUCUACAAGAACGAGGGCGCGCUCGCGUUCUACAAGGGCACGCUCACGCCCCUCCUCGGUAUCGGCGCCUGCGUCUCCAUCCAGUUCGGCGCCUUCCACCAGGCCCGCCGCUACUUCGAGGCCCGCAACGCCGCCUCCUCCCUCGGCGCCAGCCCGACCCUCAGCUACGGCCAGUACUACGCCGCGGGCGCCUUCGCCGGUGUCGCCAACUCGGUCAUUUCGGGCCCCAUCGAGCACGUCCGUAUCCGCCUGCAGACCCAGCCCCACGGCGCCGCGCGGCUGUACUCGGGACCCCUCGAUUGCGUCCGCAAGCUCUCGGCCCACGGGGGCGUGCUAAACGGUCUCUACCGCGGUGAGGCCGUGACGAUCCUGCGUGAGGCCCAGGCAUACGGCGUUUGGUUCCUGGCCUUCGAGUGGAUGAUGAAUGCCGACGCGGCGCGCAACAAGAUCGACCGCAAGGACAUCCCCAGCUACAAGAUCGCCUUCUACGGCGGCUUGGCCGGCGAGGCGCUGUGGCUCAGCAGUUAUCCCUUUGACGUCAUCAAGAGCAAGAUGCAGACGGACGGGUUCGGCAAGGAGCAGCGGUACAAGACGAUGCGCGACUGCUUCGCGCAGACGUACCGCGGCGAGGGGCUGCGCGGGUUCUGGAAGGGCAUCGUGCCGACGCUGCUGAGAGCUAUGCCUGUUAGCGCCGGCACGUUUGCGACAGUCGAGCUGACCAUGCGGGCCCUCAGCUAA
Messenger RNA from Colletotrichum spaethianum, 921 nucleotides. Its product is annotated as mitochondrial glycine transporter YMC1. Lineage: Eukaryota; Fungi; Ascomycota; Sordariomycetes; Glomerellales; Glomerellaceae. The coding region runs from base 1 to 921 and encodes 306 amino acids. The transcript is spliced from 2 exons. Gene Ontology annotation, biological process: mitochondrial L-ornithine transmembrane transport. The record is from RefSeq and is a predicted model, not a curated record. Gene Ontology annotation, molecular function: L-ornithine transmembrane transporter activity.